AUGGGUUCGAAAAUAACACCGUUUAUGAGACAAUGUUUCGUGACCACGGCAGUCGGAUUAAACAUCAUCGGGAUGGGUUGCGGUCUUGGUUUCCCAGCCAUUUUAUUGCCACAUCUACACGAAAAAAACUCUGAAAUACCGUUGACUAAGGAAGGCGAAUCAUGGAUAGCGGCCACAGCUGCUCUGAGCAUGCUCAUCGGGACCGUACUUACAUUGUCUAUAAUGGAUCGCUUUGGACGUAAAGCUACCCACUACAUGCUCACAAUACUGGCCAUCAUCAGCUGGUUCAUCACUAUUUUGGCCACUAGCGUUGAGGCUCUGAUCCUAGGAAGAUUUAUAUUCGGGAUGUCAGCCGGCAUGCUGUUAUCGCUGCGAUCUAUCCUCAUUGGAGAAUACACAAGCCCUAAAAAUCGUGGCGCCUUCCUCACUACCGUCUCUCUAACUCAAGCAUUUGGUAUAUUUUUUGCCCACCUCUUAGGUUCACUGAUCAGCUGGCAAAAAACUGCCUUAGUGUGUCUCUUUUCCCCAUUUCUUAGCCUGGUUAUGAUCAUGUAUACACCAGAAUCUCCUAGUUGGUUAGUAUCCAAAGGCAGGCACGACGAGUGCAGGGAAGUGUUUCGAUGGCUUAGAGGUUCUGAAGAAGAUGAAGAGCUGGAAGACAUGAUUGAAGCCAGAAUUGCGUACGAACAAGCUAUUGUAAAGGCCCCGAAAGAUAGUCAUUUGCUUAAAAAGUUAUCCAUAAUCAUACGUAGGGGAGAAUUUUACAAACCCAUAUUGAUUAUGAUCUACUCAAACGCGAUGUUGCAUUUCUCUGGCGGGACCACGAUGGCUUCGUACUCUACGGUUAUCCUUAGCUUGUUAAUGGGACCUAAAGCAAAUGUGCAUUUUUGGAUGGUAUUUUUAGAUACUCAAAGAGUUAUUUUUAAUACGUUAGCUGUUUACGUGAUCAAUAAGACAAAACGACGAAUCAUGGUGUUUUCGACUGGUAUGUGGUCUGCUGCGAGUCACUUUGCCAUAGCAAUCUAUGUUUACUUCAGACUGAAUGGCUGGGAUUAUGAUGCUAUCUGGUUGCCGGCCUUGUUAGUCAACGUGCAGUACCUAGCUGUAGCUGUUGGUACAGUGCCGAUGCCUCAAGUGUUAGGGGGCGAAGUAUUCCCACUGGAAUAUCGAGGCAUUGGAGGAUUUAUCAGCAUGGUAACAGGAAAUGGAGUAAUGUUUUUGGCACUUAAAACAUUCCCUCGCCUGGUAGACAAAAGUGGUUUGCAGGGAACCUAUAUUGUGUAUGGUGUAAUUAUAUUAAUUAACUUAAUUUUACUAAUGGUAUUACUGCCAGAGACAAAGGGUAAAACUCUACAACAGAUCGAAGACGAGUUUAGAGGCAGACCGUUGAGGCGGGAAGAGUUGGAGUCCAAACAGUCACUACAAGCUAAUCCAAUUGAAAAUUAUAAAAGAAAGAUGUCAUCAUUAAGCUUUGGCAGCUCUACGAUUCUG
Messenger RNA from Brenthis ino (lesser marbled fritillary), 1491 nucleotides. The record is from the annotation of a GenBank genome assembly. NCBI's taxonomy places the organism in Eukaryota, Metazoa, Arthropoda, Insecta, Lepidoptera, Nymphalidae.